Molecule: messenger RNA, 1782 nt
Organism: Epinephelus moara (kelp grouper)
Lineage: Eukaryota; Metazoa; Chordata; Actinopteri; Perciformes; Serranidae
Product: eukaryotic translation initiation factor 1
Exons: 4
Coding region: 159-497 (112 amino acids)
Biological process (GO): translational initiation
Cellular component (GO): eukaryotic 43S preinitiation complex
Molecular function (GO): translation initiation factor activity; RNA binding; ribosomal small subunit binding
Source: RefSeq, a predicted model, not a curated record
CUCGAGCAAACUCCAUCUUGUGAGAGCUGUUGAGGCAGACCCAAGCGCCGUCCCCGUAAAAAAGGCGAACCUUAGAAACGACAAAAAACAGGUUAAAGUUAGCUGACGAACCGCUCGCUAACCAAGUUAUUAUUCGAAAGGAAAGCAAAUCUUAUCGUAUGUCCGAUAUCCAGAACCUCAAAUCUUAUGACCCCUUUGCUGAUGCAAUUAAGGGCGAUGACCUCCCAUGCGGGACAGACGAAUAUAUCCACAUAAGAAUCCAACAGCGGAACGGCAGGAAGACCCUCACUACUGUCCAGGGCAUUGCCACCGACUAUGACAAGAAGAAGCUAGUCAAGGCCUUCAAGAAGAAGUUUGCGUGCAAUGGGACAGUGAUUGAGCACCCAGAGUAUGGUGAAGUGAUCCAGCUUCAGGGAGACCAGCGCAGGAAUAUCUGCCACUUCCUUACUGAAAUUGGCCUGGCCAAGGACGAACAGCUCAAAGUCCACGGCUUCUAGAAGCCCCCCCUUCUCUCCUAGAAGAUCAUUUAACCCCACCACCCCCCUCCUAUGUGCUGCUGUUGCUCUUCCUCCCCCCUCUCCCCCUUUGCAACCCCACCAGCUCCUACUAGCUAACACGUGAAUUACCUCUGACAAACAUGGGAUUCUGUAACACCCCCGCCCCCACACAACAUCAGGGGGCAGGCUCGCUCUCACAAAGACACACCACUGCAGCUCCGCACAACAUCAGGGAUGAGUGGUGAUGACCCUCCUACAGUCACUUCCUCCUUCCUUUUCCCUGUUUUGUUUAUUUCCUUAUUUUUUUUUUUUCUUUUUAGGUCUUGUGCCACAGCAAGGAGGCACCAUGUCAUGUAACUUUUUUGUUUUGUACUUAAAGGUGUUUCAAUAAAACGUUCAGUCUCCAUAUGUUGGAGUGGUGUCAUGGGGGUUGUGGGCUGGGUUUGUACAGGAGGGUCAUAGACUUUAUAACUGUUUACUGCUGAAGUGGGGACAUUUAGAAGAACAAAGGCUGCAGGUGGGAGGAGGGGACAGAGAGAUUUUUGAUAAGGUAUUUGCUGCAGAAGUCAGUCUCUGUAGUUUGCCAAGAUAAGAGACUUCCCUCUUUUCAGUCUGCUUCAAAUAUCCCACUGGCAUUGUUUACAGGCCCAGCCACCUGCUCGCAGGUUACAAGAGCAGAGUUUGUGUGAAGUACUCAUCAUAUUCACCACCCCAUCCAGCAAAUUUGUUUUUUUCUCUUUAUCAUUUAGUGGCACAUUUUCUAACUUUUUUUCCUCCUUUUUGCUGCCAAUCCAAGUAUUAAAACAAAAUGGAUGAUCAGUGGUGGUCUUACUUUGAUCAAAGCGAGGCCUGUAAUGUUGAAAGCUGAGUCUGAGUUUAUUAUGUGAUCGGUUGAACCCUCCAGAGUGGGAAGUGAUCUCAAAUACUGGCAAUCUUUGGCUGUAGGUUAGUUCAGUGAAAGUAUGAUUUUUAGAUGGUAACACUGAGUAUAAUUUUGGAUUUACUGGUAAAUGAAGUGAGUUUCCUACUCUGGCACUUGACCAGCUUUCUGGUGUGGUCCGAAAAACAAAUCUGGUACCAAACCUACGGUUGUGGACACUUGAAUCUUUAAUUUCCUAUAAUGCAAUAAUUUAUAAAUAUGAGUUUGGAUGUAGUGAUGCUGAAGUAAUACAGUAAAAAUCAAAGCCAUGGCCAGGUCACACUGUGCUUCUGUGACUGAGGGUAAUGGAGAGCAAGUCCUCUUUUGCAAAAUCCACAUUUGGUUCAAUAAAAUAUCUGCAGUUGA